UGUCUGUCCGUAACACAACCGUCUGCUUUCUCUCUCUUCGAACUGUUCGUCUCUCCCCCACCACUCGUAAAAUAUUCGUAAGUAGUUUAUUUUCUAGUGAGAGAAUCCGGGCGACAGAAUAGAGCAGCCUCUGACAUUUUGUAAAGGAGAGAGAGAUUUGACGAAGGGGUUUUUUUGAUUUUUGAAUGCGAUUGUUCUCUUGCUGUUUCUCUUGUCGUCUUCUGUUUAAAGCCUCGAUUGCCUAAUUUCUUUGGUUGUUCUUCAAAGUUACCAGUUUAUUAUUCCCAUUUCAAAUUUCUUCUGAUAUCCGACCGUUUGAUGUACUACCCUUCUGCAUCAGCAAUAUAGCUCUCUGGGUGUCUCGUUUCAGCUCUUGAGAGAGAGUUUUGAAGAUCAAGCUUUGUGGGUAUUUCUCUUUCUUGGAAAUUAAUUCUGGGUUGGAGUGACUUGGGAGAUUUAAAGAUUAAAGAUCAAAUCUAUGUUAUGUUUCUCUGAUUUUUCAGAAGUAUUUGGGGUCUCCAUGAGAGAGAGAGAGAGAGAGAGAGAGAGAGAGAGAGAGAGAUUUGGAUAAUCUUUUGUGGGUUACUCUCUGCUGGAAAAGGGGAUCAAUUUCUUGUUUCUGAGUCUUAAAGAAGCAGUGGAUUGGCAUUUUACCUUGGGUGGCUCUUAAAGGUUACAUACAGUGAAUGAUAGUGAAAGGCCAAAUCCACUUCAUUUUUGAGCUCUGCCCGUAGAAAAACCAUGGUAGAAGAAGGUAGUAAUGAUGUUUCAGCCGAUACCCUUUCGGUUGAAGAGUGGUUAUCGCAUGCCCAAGAUCUAGUUCCGUUGGCACUUGACAAAGCAAAGGAAGUCAAGGGAUUUCCAGGUAGAUGGAAGAUGAUAAUCUCAAAGCUGGAGCAAAUCCCCUCCCGUUUGUCGGAUUUAUCGAGCCACCCUUGCUUCUCCAAAAACACCCUAUGUAAGGAACAACUGCAAGCCGUUUCAAAAACCUUAAAUGAAUCGAUCAAACUGGCAGAGCUAUGCACGAAAGAAAAGUACGAAGGGAAGCUUCAAAUGCAGAGCGAUCUUGAUGCCUUGAGCGGGAGAUUGGACUUGAAUUUGCGUGAUUGUGGGUUAUUGAUCAAAACAGGAGUGCUCGGAGAGGUCACUUUUCCUUCUCAAACAGUUUCAACUGCUACAGAUACCGAGUCUUUGAGUCAUGGAAACAUUAGGGAAUUGCUUGCUCGCCUUCAAAUCGGUCACUUAGAGGCCAAGCACAAAGCUCUGGAUACCCUCGUCGAGCUGAUGAAGGAGGAUGAAAAGACUGUCUUGUCUGUCCUAGGACGGAGCAAUAUAUCGGCUAUAGUCCAACUGCUCACCGCUACUUCUCCUAAAAUACGAGAAAAGGCCGUUACAGUAAUUUGCUCGCUUGCAGAAUCUGGUAGUUGCGAGAAUUGGCUGGUUUCAGAAAGUGUUUUACCGCCUCUCAUUAGACUCGUUGAGUCCGGUAGUGCAGUGGGGAGAGAGAAGGCGGUGAUCUCUCUCCAGAGACUAUCAAUGUCACCAGAAACUGCCCGUUCAAUCGUCGGAAACGGUGGGGUCCGGUCGCUGAUCGAGAUUUGUAAUAUUGGCGACUCUAUUUCGCAGGCUGCAGCCGCUUGUACGGUGAAAAACAUAUCGGUUGUGCCGGAAGUGAGGCAGACUUUAGCCGAAGAAGGGGUUAUAAAAGUUAUGAUCAAUCUCCUUGAUUGUGGAAUUUUAUUGGGAUCGAAAGAAUACGCAGCCGAAUGCCUACAGAAUCUCACUUCGAGCAAUGAAAUUCUCCGAAGGAAUGUUAUUUCAGAUGGUGGGAUUCGAAGCUUGUUAGUAUAUCUCGACGGGCCAUUGCCCCAAGAAUCAGCAGUCGGGGCAUUGAGGAAUUUGAUAGGCUCGGUUCCGGUUGAUGUUUUGGUUUCUCUAGGCCUUAUUCCUCGUUUGGUUCACGUUUUAAAAUCUGGAUCCCCUGGUGCACAAAAAGCUGCUGCAUCUGCCAUUUGUGCAAUUUCCAAUUCAGCGGAUAUGAAGAAAUUGGUGGGCGAAAGUGGGUGCAUUCCCCUUCUUGUGAAAAUGCUAGAAGCGAAGACCAACGGUGGUAGGGAAGUUGCUGCACAAGCGAUUUCAAGUUUAGUGAGCUUUUCACAGAACAGGAGAGAAGUGAAAAGGGAUGAGAAAAGUGUGCCUAAUUUGGUCCAGUUGCUUGAUCCGAGCCCUCAAAAUACUGCAAAAAAGUACGCCGUUUCAUGCCUUGCGUCGAUCUCAUCGAGCAAGAAAUGCAAGAAGCUGAUGAUUUCUUACGGUGCGAUUGGGUAUUUGAAGAAGCUGAGUGAGAUGGAGGUGCCGGGGGCGAAGAAGCUGCUCGAGCGGUUAGAGAGAGGGAAGUUGAGGAGCUUGUUCAGCAGGCACUAGGAAGUUGUGUUGUUUUUACUUUCUUGUUUCAUUAUCUGUAUGAAACAAAAGUACUCAAAUUAGUUGUUGGUUGGAUGAACUAGAGUGCAGAAGUUUGCUGUAAUCUAUGGAACCACUAGUUAGUCAAUAGUAUUAAAUUUAUAGUACCUGAUUCAGUUUUUCUUUUCUUUUCUGGCUUUUAGUAUUUUGUAUUAAUUCUCUAUUCCGUAGAGAGUACACGAGGUGUUGCUUUUGGUGAAUUAAGAAAUGUAGGGGAAGAAAUGAGACUUUUUUGUCUAA
Messenger RNA from Rhododendron vialii, 2703 nucleotides. Its product is annotated as protein CELLULOSE SYNTHASE INTERACTIVE 1. Gene Ontology annotation, molecular function: protein binding. NCBI's taxonomy places the organism in Eukaryota, Viridiplantae, Streptophyta, Magnoliopsida, Ericales, Ericaceae. The record is from RefSeq and is a predicted model, not a curated record. Bases 742 to 2424 code for a protein of 560 amino acids. The transcript is spliced from 3 exons.